Solanum verrucosum is the source of this 771-nucleotide messenger RNA. RefSeq lists its product as uncharacterized. NCBI's taxonomy places the organism in Eukaryota, Viridiplantae, Streptophyta, Magnoliopsida, Solanales, Solanaceae. The record is from RefSeq and is a predicted model, not a curated record. The coding region runs from base 1 to 771 and encodes 256 amino acids. The transcript is spliced from 3 exons.
AUGGAGAAGAAGGAUGCGAAACCAAGGUUUAUUAGAUGGGUAUUGUUUCUACAAGAGUUCGACUUUGUGGUGAAGGAUAGAAAGGGGACUGAACAUCAAGUUGUUGAUCACUUGUCCAGAUUAGAGGAAGAGGUGAUGCUAAAGUUUGGUGAUAGGGCUGAAAUCAAUGAUGCUUUUCCGGAUGAACAAGUAUUGGCUACUUCUCAUGCUUUGAUUCCUUGGUUCGCAGACUUUGCUAAUUAUUUGGCAGAGGUCGAGAUGAUGGGUAUACUAGAGGCGUAUCAUUCAUCGCCUAUUGGUGGGCAUCAUAGUGGUGUUCGGACUGUGCAUAAAAUUUUGCAGUGUGGGGGUCGUAUUGCAGCACUCGUGGAAGGACAAGUACUAAUAGCUUACCAGGGCCAUGAUAGGACAGUACCUCCUAAUGCGAAUAUUAUUCAUGGGGAUGUGCAUGAUCGUGUCAAGGGGGAUGGACCAGCUCAGGCUCCACCUAGUAUUAUUUCAACCCCGGUCCUUCAAGAUACCUUGGCUCGUAUUUUAGGACUUUUAGAGGGGAUGGCUCAGGUGGGAACAUUGCUUGUCACCUCUGAUGCCUCACAGACCCGUGUUGAAGGUCAGACUCCAAAUCCGAUGAUUUCUCUAGAUUCUCAGAAUCAGCCAGCUGCUGCUAUAGCUCCCUGUUUAGAUAGUAUGGAAUUUCUAUGUAUUGCAUCACAUUUGGCGAACAGGCCUUCCAUGACCAUUGAUGAACAAAAGAUGUUUAAGAGGUUCUGA